Copidosoma floridanum is the source of this 2469-nucleotide messenger RNA. Its product is annotated as putative RNA helicase mov-10-B.1. NCBI's taxonomy places the organism in Eukaryota, Metazoa, Arthropoda, Insecta, Hymenoptera, Encyrtidae. Gene Ontology annotation, molecular function: ATP hydrolysis activity; RNA binding; 5'-3' RNA helicase activity. The record is from RefSeq and is a predicted model, not a curated record.
AUGGUAAAUAACGUGGUGGACGCAAUGAUAAAGUCAAGAUUUAAGAUGCUUUACGCGGACAAGCCAAAGCAAAAGAACAAUUUGCCGCAGCACACAAUACCGCGUUCGAUAAGAAAUGUUGUGAGAAAACAGCUACAACCGUGGCUCGGCAUGACAGAAGAAGAAAAACAAUACAUCGAUUUUUUCAAUGCCAUCCUCAACAGCGAGUACGAACUGGAUAAGGAUAAUUACUUCAAUCUCCUGAAAAUCAUGAUGUACGUGGAAGAAGUUUACAACGAAAAGGAGCUCGAGACAUAUAACAUGUGGGACCAAAAAGUCGAACAAGUUAUUUUCAACGAUUCAGAAUACUUGAAGAUAAAAGUCGAGGGCCUGGCCGAAGAGAGUCCUUCAGUGUUAGUUAAUGAUCAAAUGAGACUGACCAACGUUUUCAACAAAUACGCAUACAUUGUCAAAAUAAAACACAUCCUUGCAGAUUCGGUGUUAGUCAUCCCACAGUGCUACGAACAAUAUGAAAGAGAUCUCGCCAAGGAUCAUCAGCCCAAGGAUAAGUAUAACAUCGAGUUCAUACAAAACACUUAUCCAUAUCAAUGUUGCCAUUACGCAUUGUCGUUGAUCGAUAGUUACGAGUUGACUCGGCAAUUGUUUCCUGAUAAAGUACGGGCUGUUAAUAAAGUGCCAUCGAGCGAAGGCAUCGUUUGGUUCAAUAGAUGCAUAGGAGACAAUGCCGAACAACGAAAGGCUGUGGUUAACAUAUUGAAUAAGUCGUCGUGUGGCUUGCCGUAUAUUCUGUAUGGGCCACCAGGUACCGGGAAAACAGCAACGCUCAUCGAAGCUAUUUGUCAGGCGACCAUGAGUAGUUCUUGUAAAAAAAUCUUAGUAUGUACUCCUUCCAAUGAUACAGCCGACAGCAUAGCGAAAAAAUUACUCAAGUACAUUAACAAAAAAGACUUGCUUCGCAUGUACAGCUUUUCAAAAGACCCAAAAACCAUUGACAAAGAACUCAUUGAAAUCUCGAAUGUUAAGAAAGAGGGGAUUGCAUCAGUUUCCAUUUCUGAUAUAUCAAAAAUUAUCAUCACAACACUAUGCACGAGUACCAGGUUGUCGCUACUAAAUUUAAGAGUCAAUUUUUUUUCGUACGUCUUUAUUGAUGAAGCUGGUCAAGCAACCGAACCAGACGCAAUCAUACCCCUGCUUUUGUUGAGCAGCGCGAACCAACAUGAAAAAGGCCGAAUUCACGGACAGGUAGUUUUAGCUGGAGACCCAAAGCAAUUGGGACCGGUAAUUUUCUCAAGGAUCUCGAAAAAAGUAUUAGGUUGGUAUAAUUUUUAUGAAAAAGAUGACGUAAACAAUGAAUACGAUGAAAGAUUCAUAACGAAGCUAAUAAAUAAUUACCGUAGUCAUCCGUCGUUAAUUCACGUUUCAAAUCAAUUGUUUUACGAGGGAGAACUGAACUGCGUGAUUAAACACGAGGAAGGCUUAGGCUGGUCGGGGCUUCCAAAUUGUGAAUUCCCGAUGGUCUUCAAACAAGUGUGGGGCAAAGAGGAGAAAAAUUUCAAGUCUCCUAGCUCCUACAACCAAGCUGAGAUGCGAGCCGUGAUGCAGUGCGUAUACGACCUCAUCAACGACAAACAGUUCAAGCCAAAAGACAUCGGCAUCGUAACUCCCUUCAAAGCUCAAAAGCUCAAACUAAAGACCAUGUUACAAGACGACGGCCUGAACGACAUCGAGGUGGGAACGGUCCAACUGUUCCAGGGUAGAGAGAAAGAAGCAAUCAUCAUGACGACUGUGAGAAGCGAGUACUUAACGCACAACGGCGUGCGACACGUAGGAUUCCUCUCGGAUCCACGGCUCUUCAAUGUCGCGCUCACGCGCGCCAAGUCUAUGCAGAUAAUCAUUGGGAAUCCCCAGGUGUUGGAGAUCGAUAACAAUUGGAAGUACCUCAUAGACUAUUGUCAUCGGUUCAAUGCUGUCACAGGUGGCGUUGAAAUCAAGCUUGCGCCCGUGAAAAAUCGUAAAACAAAGAGCAGACGCCGAGCAAUUAACCCGGCCGCAGCACCCCUCUGCCAAAGUUUGGAGAAGAGCGAGGUUACAGCGAAUAGUAAUGAUAAGAGCCCUACCAAGGAGCAUAAGGAGCGUGAAAAAGAUGUCUGUUCGCUUCUUAGCUCUCUAAGCGUGAGGGAUGACGCGUAUGAGGAUCAAGUUGAGGAUGUAGUGAUGGCCGUGAGGGACAACCCGACGUAUGUCGAGCUGGCGAAUAGGUGCGAGCGCUCAAGGACUUCGGCUGAGAGCUCCCUCGGUAGUUCUGCAUACAGCUCUGUGACGAGCUCCGAAUCGAGUAGCGAAUCAGACUCUAAUUCCGAGUCGAGCUCUGAAUGCUCGUCUUCUUCGAAGGACGAGAGGGAGGAAUCAGUUUUUACUGAGAUCAAGCUGCGUGUUCAAUGGCGAAAGCCCGUGCUGAGUAAUAAAUAG